AUGCGAUGUGCUGCCGACGCAGCAAAAAAGGCGGUUGAACGCAUGCAGGUAGCCGAAAAGAGUGCUCUUCUUGCUUCAGCAGCAUGUGAUCCUUCGCCUGCUGUUGCAUUUCAGCACCAGGCGGUGCCUAUUGUGAUCAGUCCACGUGGUGAGUUUUGUUUGUCGCCGCGUGCGACAGAUACAUCCGCUGCGUCUCCAGCGGGUAUUGCGAAUCGCAAUGUGGAUGAGCCUGAAGUAAAACUUGUUUAUUCUGGAGAGUCGGAUGAUGCAUCCGACUCGAAGUCGACAUCUCACGCCUCCGGAUCAUCCGGGGCGGACACUGCACGAGCCAGUGGCUGA
Messenger RNA from Peronospora matthiolae, 339 nucleotides. NCBI's taxonomy places the organism in Eukaryota, Oomycota, Peronosporomycetes, Peronosporales, Peronosporaceae. The record is from the annotation of a GenBank genome assembly.